Messenger RNA from Xiphophorus maculatus (southern platyfish), 1359 nucleotides. RefSeq names its product ST13, Hsp70 interacting protein (gene st13). The transcript has 13 exons. Gene Ontology annotation, molecular function: Hsp70 protein binding; protein dimerization activity. The record is from RefSeq and is a predicted model, not a curated record. The coding region runs from base 155 to 1228 and encodes 357 amino acids. NCBI's taxonomy places the organism in Eukaryota, Metazoa, Chordata, Actinopteri, Cyprinodontiformes, Poeciliidae.
ACCGGAGCGACGCCACCUCCAGCGAAGCAGACUGUUGGUGGCGAUAAAAAAAAAAAACGACUGCAACCUUCGUCUGCAGCGCUUCUUCUCUUCUCUACGCAUUGUCACACAGGCCGCGCGCAGCGCUCCGUCUGCUGGACCUUGAGGAGCCAGCAUGGACCCACGAAAAGUGACAGAGCUGAAGGGCUUCGUGCAGAUGUGCGAGUCCAAUCCGGGGAUCCUGCACCUUCCGGAGAUGGGCUUCUUCCGCACCUGGCUGCAGAGUAUGGGCGCUAACAUCCCUCCUCUGGCUAAGAAACCGGACUCAUGUCAGGGUGGCUGUCCGUGUGGGCCGUCCCCCUCAGCAGCGCCGCAUCCAGAGCCUGAGCUCCCUGUGGAUUCUGAGAGCGAGGAGAGUGAAAUAGAAAUCGACAAUGAAGGAGUGAUAGAGCCGGACGCUGAUAAUCCGGAGGAGAUGGGAGAGUUUGACGACAUCGAGGUCACAGAGGAGAUGAUGGACCAAGCCAACGAGAAGAAGAUCGAAGCGAUCAACGCCCUGGGAGAAGGCGACCUUCAGAAAGCUUUGGAUCUGUUCACAGAAGCCAUCAAGCUGAGCCCUCGGGUAGCCAUUCUUUACGCCAAGCGGGCGAGUGUGUACAUCAAAAUGCAGAAACCCAACGCAGCCAUCAGGGACUGCAACAGAGCCAUCAGCAUCAACCCAGACUCUGCACAGCCAUACAAGUGGAGGGGCAAAGCUCACAGGCUGCUUGGUCACUGGGAGGAGGCCGCCAAAGACCUGGCCAUAGCCUGUAAGCUGGACUACGACGAGGACGCGAGUGCGCUGCUAAAGGAAGUGCAGCCAAAGGCUAAUAAAAUCAUGGAGCACAGACGCAAAUAUGAGCGGAAGAGGGAAGAGAAGGAGAUCAAAGAGAAACAAGAGCGCAUAAAGAAAGCCCGAGAGGAGCAUGUGCGCGCACAGAGGGAAGAGGAAGCCCGGCAGUUUGGAGGAGGAUUCUUCCCAGGAGCUGCCGGCUUCCCGGGCGGAGUGCCCCCUGGUGGUAUGCCCGGUCUGGGUGAGCUCUUCAAGGAUCCUGAGCUGCUCAACGCCAUGAAGGACCCUGAGGUCAUGGCUGCAUUCCAGGAUGUGGCGCAGAACCCGGCCAACAUCUCCAAGUAUCAAAACAACCCCAAAAUCAUGGCCCUGGUCACCAAGCUGAGUACCAAGUUCGGAGCCUCCCCACAACCGUAGAGGGCGGCCAGAGGGAAUGAGACCAAAAGGUGAAGCGAUCCAGAGAGCGCCGCUUGUCAACAAUUAUUCACUGUGUUUAGUUCAAAGUGGGGAGCUGAUUAUGUGUAAACUGGUGCAAUGUUCUGAAAAAA